Orycteropus afer afer is the source of this 960-nucleotide messenger RNA. Its product is annotated as olfactory receptor 1038. The transcript has a single exon. The record is from RefSeq and is a predicted model, not a curated record. Gene Ontology annotation, molecular function: odorant binding; olfactory receptor activity; G protein-coupled receptor activity. The coding region runs from base 1 to 960 and encodes 319 amino acids. Gene Ontology annotation, biological process: G protein-coupled receptor signaling pathway; sensory perception of smell. Gene Ontology annotation, cellular component: membrane. Lineage: Eukaryota; Metazoa; Chordata; Mammalia; Tubulidentata; Orycteropodidae.
AUGGCAUCUGUUAAUGUCACUUCUGUCACUGAAUUCAUUCUCAAAGGAAUUACUGACAGGCCAGAGCUCCAGGCCCCGUGUUUUGUGAUAUUUUUACUCAUCUAUUUGGUCACAGUUCUGGGGAACAUUGGAUUGAUUAUCUUAAUCAGGAUUGACACUCGACUCCACACACCUAUGUACUUUUUCCUCAGCCACCUGGCAUUUGUAGACCUCUGUUACUCUUCUGCCAUCACCCCGAAGAUGAUGGUGAACUUUGUGGUGGAACAUAACACUAUUCCUUUCCAAGCUUGUGCAACACAACUGGGCUGCUUUCUUACCUUCAUGAUCACGGAAUGUUUCCUUUUGGCCUCCAUGGCAUAUGAUCGCUAUGUAGCCAUCUGUAAUCCCCUGCAUUAUUCAGUACUGAUGUCAAAAAGAGUCUGCAUUCAAUUAGUUGCAGUUCCAUAUAUAUACAGUUUUCUGGUUGCCCUUUUCCACACCAUCAUCACCUUCCGUCUAACUUACUGUGGCCCCAAUGUAAUUAACCAUUUCUAUUGUGAUGACCUUCCCCUCUUAGCUCUGUCCUGUUCAGACACACACAGGAAGGAAAUUCUGAUCUUUGCUUUUGCUGGCUUUGAUAUGAUCUGCUCCUCUUUGAUUGUACUCAUUUCCUACAUCUUUAUCAUUGCCGCCAUCCUGAAGAUACGCUCCACACAAGGACGGUACAAGGCCAUCUCCACCUGUGGCUCCCAUAUGGUGGCUGUCACUAUUUUCUAUGGCACACUAAUCUUUAUGUACCUACAGCCUAAAUCUAACCACUCCUUGGACACAGACAAAAUGGCUUCUGUAUUUUACACUGUGGUUAUCCCCAUGUUGAACCCUCUCAUCUAUAGUCUCAGGAACAAAGAGGUAAAAGAAGCCUCAAAGAAAACCUUGGAUAAAGGUUGUAAAGCUUUAAAGAUGUUGCAUUUAAGAAAAUAA